Messenger RNA from Eublepharis macularius, 5494 nucleotides. RefSeq names its product abhydrolase domain containing 17B, depalmitoylase (gene ABHD17B). Gene Ontology annotation, cellular component: plasma membrane; endosome membrane. The coding region runs from base 560 to 1426 and encodes 288 amino acids. Gene Ontology annotation, biological process: protein depalmitoylation; proteolysis. The transcript is spliced from 5 exons. Lineage: Eukaryota; Metazoa; Chordata; Lepidosauria; Squamata; Eublepharidae. Gene Ontology annotation, molecular function: palmitoyl-(protein) hydrolase activity; serine-type peptidase activity. The record is from RefSeq and is a predicted model, not a curated record.
CUCGGCUGUCUUCUGUUUGCCCAGGCUUUCUCUUCCCUAAUUCAGUUACUCGGGAGUGGAGCUACGGACAGACUGGAGCGCAGGCCGCGGUCACACACACUCGCCUCCAUCGUUAUCGAGCUUUUCGGGGAGUCCCUUUUCGGUGUUUGCCACGGCUGCGAGCAGAGCGUUGCCCGAGGCGCGGCGGUUACUCAGCACAAACCGACUCCUUUCAAACCUUCGAACGGCCCUUUGAGGCGGUGGGGGGAGCCGCGUGUCCCGUCCGCGAGCGAGCGAGCAAGCGCGCGCGCCGCCGCCCGACCAGGCAGUUGGCCGCGGCCGCGCGCUCUUGACGGAGCGCUAGGGAAGACCCGGGGCUUCGACCAUCCGCAGCGCCUUGCUGGUUCUUGCAGGCCCGGGCGCUGCGAUUCCUCAAAAGCGAUUGGAAGGGUGGGCCGGAUCGCGGCUCACUCGCGAGGUGUCAGCUGAGGGUAACUACUGCCAUAGCUUGGGUUUGGGCAGCGAUACUGGAAUCAAUGGCACGGCUGAGCUCAUCUCGCAGGCGAAUGAAGAUUAGAAGAUGAAUAAUCUUUCAUUUAGUGAACUCUGCUGCCUAUUCUGCUGUCCACCAUGUCCAGGCAAAAUUGCUUCCAAACUGGCAUUUUUGCCCCCAGACCCCACAUAUACACUGAUGUGUGAUGAAAGUGGGAGUCGCUGGACUCUACAUCUUUCUGAUCGCGCAGACUGGCAAUACUCUUCGAGAGAAAAGGAUGCCAUUGAAUGUUUCAUGACUAGAACAAGCAAAGGUAACAGGAUUGCCUGUAUGUUUGUGCGUUGUUCUCCUAACGCCAAGUAUACUUUGCUUUUCUCACAUGGAAAUGCUGUUGACUUAGGUCAGAUGAGCAGCUUUUACAUAGGACUUGGUUCACGGAUUAAUUGCAACAUAUUUUCAUAUGAUUAUUCUGGAUACGGAGCAAGUUCUGGAAAACCAACAGAGAAGAAUCUAUAUGCUGACAUCGAUGCUGCUUGGGUAGCUCUUAGAACAAGGUAUGGAAUCCGCCCUGAAAAUGUGAUUAUAUAUGGCCAAAGUAUAGGAACAGUGCCAUCUGUGGAUCUUGCUGCUCGUUAUGAAAGUGCUGCUGUAAUUCUUCAUUCUCCUCUGACCUCAGGGAUGCGCGUAGCUUUUCCUGAUACUAAGAAGACCUACUGCUUUGACGCAUUCCCAAACAUUGACAAAAUCUCUAAAAUAACAUCUCCAGUAUUAAUAAUCCAUGGGACUGAAGAUGAAGUGAUUGACUUUUCACAUGGCCUAGCAUUAUUUGAACGCUGCCAAAGACCUGUGGAACCACUGUGGGUGGAAGGAGCAGGACACAAUGAUGUUGAGCUUUACGGACAGUAUCUUGAAAGAUUAAAACAAUUUGUAUCACAGGAACUGGUGAAUUUGUAAAUGGCUUUAUAUAGUUUAUUGCUGUUGAUUUUGUUGCAGAACUGCACAGCUUAGUAACCACAGCAUAAAACCUGAUGGUUUUGUUUUCAAAUCAGGUCAGUUGCCUUCAUAAAUGUACAGGUAAUGAUUUGUAAACAUAAUUAAUGAAGGUUUUAAAACCAGUGUUAACUGGAACAGUGAAUGAGAAAGACAAGCUGGUGUGGUUUGUAUAUUUUGUGCAAGUUUUCUUAGACUACAUGUAACUCAGUUUGCAAGUCUUUCUUAAGAUGUACAAAAAUCAUAGGGAGAAAAGUAAAAUUUUAAUUAUGUAAAAUCAGAUGCUGUAAAGUGUUGCCAAAUGCUUUAGCAUAUCAAACAAAUUUAUAUAUGAUAUUUUUAAAACAUCUCAAAAUGUACUGUGACUCUGUUGCACAGGUGUAAUUGAAGCAGUUGUAAAGUACAAAUAGCCAUUGCAUUUGGAGGAAUAAAGAAGGCUAUGUAAACAACCACUGGAUUUUAUAGACCCUAUUAUAUAGGGAACAAGUAAAAAUGUUUUAUUACUUUUCAUGUCUUAUUCUCAAUGUUGCCUCUCUCUUUUCCUGGAUGAUUGAUAGCCAAAACUGCCUAUUUGGCCAUUCACGUUGCUCUGCAAAAAUAGGCACAAAAUGUUGAUUCUUCGUAAAAUGUCCGGUUGACUGGGUCCAUAGUAAAGCAACCAAAUACUUAAGUGAUUUUCCUGAACUCAUUAAUACUUGUUAAGAACUUUCUAUUUGGCCAUUUUGAAAUGAUCAUGUGAAAAACCAGAACUUCAGUAGCAACUCUUAAUAUUGGUCUGAGUUUUGUACUGGCAACAUGCAAAGUUGCAGUUGUCAUUUCAGUUUUGAUUUGAAUGUUGAUAAGUGUAGGACUAACUGUUUCAGUUCUGAGAAUUCUACUAAUGUACUCCUGUAUAUUGAAAAGAAUGUUGACAAUUAACUCGUAGUAAAAUAAGUUGCCUUUCCCUUAAACAAAUUCUGCUUGAAUAAAAUAUAAUAGAUCUACAAAUGUAGCCUAAUAAUUUGUAAACAAAGUAAUACUCCAGUACACACUGUGCUUCUAAUUUUAAAGCCUUAUAUAGUUUACUUGUUCUGCUGAAUGUUGUGAUUGUCUGUCUGAGAAUAUUCAAUAAUAUAUUAUGUAUUGUGAAUACUUAGGUUCCAGUGCGUUAAACUAAAAUAAGAGAAAUGCCACAUACUUGAUACUGAGUUGUUUCUGCAAAGCAUAAACUGUAAGUUCCUGACUAAUUCAUUCUUUGUGACAAGAGAAAAGCUAGAAUAGCAUAAUUUCUGAUAAGACUAUCUUGCCAAAACCUGCUGCUCUGAUUACCUGUCCCUCUUUCCUUCCAGAGGUCUUCCCUGAUUUUGUCAUGUUUCUGUUUGAGCUAAGGUAUUCUGCCAGUCUGUAGUUUGCUUAAAAGUCAUGCUGGUUUCUAAUUUAACUUUGAAUAGAUUUUGUUUUAUAAAUGAAGGAUUGAACACAUUAAGUAUACAGAGUAGGUCAUUUUUAGACUGUCAUAUAGGAGGUAGCAAAUGUCAAAGGUUUCAAGCAGUUACUAUAAUUUAGUGUAAUGCCAAAUUCAAUUGAAACAUGAGGUAAUAUGGUAACAGAACACACUUGUGCGCCCUUUGCCUUCCAUCUCUCACCCCCCUCUCACAUACAAGAGUGUACAGGGGAAAGUGCUGCUAUGGUCAGAAUUAUGGCUGCAGAUCAUCUCCCCCUGUGUCACCCAGACUUGUUUGUGUGGUUCCCUACACAGGAGUAAUUAGGUUGGGGGGAAAGGGAAACUAAUUAACCCAUGUGAACUGAUGUUGUGUUAAUGAAGAACGACUUUCAGUGCCAGUAGAAAGAACAUCUCUCUCGUUCAGUUUUUUAAAGACCAUGAAUUGGAAAUGUGUGUGCUAGCUUUGCUUCAUACUCCCUGAGCUAAUUUAAUUGAGAAAAUUACUUGGCAUGUAAAUACAAGUGCCUGAGUAAAUCUGGUGGCUUACAAUACUGCAAAAUAUGCAUGCAUUUCAUAACAAUGUGAUCUUUGAAAGUGUCAUAACUUACUACAGCAAUUUUAUAGUGUGCAACUUGAACUUUUAUAGGCUCCAUCUUCUUGCAAAUACAUUUGAUCUACUCUGCACUGUUAAAAUCAACUAGUUUAGUUAUCCUUCACAAGAACAGAAACCUCUUUACUCCUUAAGUCCAGUUCCAGGAAUGUAUCUGUAUUUUCUAAUAUCAAAUUUGUUUGUAAAAGAUGCAUCCCUGGAACAUGGUUCCUAAAUUGUUUUUAGUUCAGAUAUGAUAUUGUAAAAGGGGAAAUUGUUGGCUACGUUAAUUGCUGCAAAGUGGAAAUUUAUUGUUGCUUUUCAGCUGAAAUGAUUAGAAGACACACAGCAGUGUUACUUCUGCAUCACUUUGGUACUGUUGUUUGUAUAAUUAAAAAUCUUACGUAGUAUUUCACAUUUUAAAAUCUUCUGAACAGAUGAAAUUAAUCCUACUGUCAGUGCAUGUAGGCUGUAAGAAAACUUUAAUAUUGGCAAUAUUUACUUUUUUAAAAAAAAGAAAAUUGACACUAUAUUUUAAGUAGCUAUAUAUCUGCCAAGAAUUGAGCUGCAGUUGGUAGCUCUGCUACCUCUAUGCAGUCCAUGUAUUCGCUCUACUUUGGCAGUGAUUUGAGAUUAAAAAUGCCUGUUCGAUGUCAGUUUGCUAUAAGGUGGCUGCAGCCACGUGGAGAGCUAUUAUCAGUCAUUCUGAGUAGGUAGGUAGGUAGGUGCAUUUUUCUCUCUCUCUCACUACCUCAUAUUUCAGAUUGUAGUUAUGAGGCAAGUGGAAGAAUUUUCCUCAUAUGUGGCUGAAGUUGCCUUUCUGAGUUUACAAGUGGCUGUUGCGGCAAACUAGGCAUUUUUAUUCACUUUGGAGGAUUCUGUGAUUAUACCAGUUCAUUUCUUUAUCAGCUAGAAAAGAUAAACUUGUGGAAGAUCAUAAUUAUUGUCAAAUAAGUGGUGCCAGCUAUGUAAAAGGCUGUAUAAACUGUUUCUCUUAUAUGGAGAAACAUGAUGAACUUUGUCAGGCCAUGCCUAUUCUGGAGAGCUUUUGACUAACCUGGGUCAUGUAUGUUUAGUGUUGGAGAUUGGAAGAUUCCACGUCAAAACUGAAAGAGAAACUACCAAAAUAUUAUGCUUUUUGGAGAUAUUGAAAGCAAAGAAUGUUCACAUUUGUUCAUGCAUAAUAGAAUCAAGUUGCCUACUUAACAUAUUUUACACAAGGCUUUUAUGAGGAGGCGUGUUACAGAGAACCUUUUUGUGCUAAGAGAUGUAAGUAUAGCUUCUGUUGUACUUCCAUUCAGUAGAACCCUGAUAUUAAAAACAAAUUUUAUUAGCCCAUACACUUCCAGUUUUGACCUGAUGCUGAUGCUGAUUCUCCACUAAGACAUUUUAUAGAGCUACUAGCUACUAGUGUGCAGUGAUUAUUGCAUUCAGUGAAAAGCCAUUGAUCAAAAAGUCUAGCUAACUUAUAAUUGGGACUAAUGCUUGAAGUAUUCCAAGGAAGGAAGGGAAAAGGCAGCUUUAGACUAGCAGCUUUGUUUUGUUUCUGUGCUGUGCAUGGUUGGUCAUAAAAGAAGCUGAGCAAAAGAAAUGUGGCAGGUAGUAAAACUGAAUCCCACUAACUUAGAGAGCAAAAUGGAUUCUUGUUUCACAACAUUGUCUGCUUUUUUCUGAGCACUACCUCAAACUGCUCUGUUACUUUGGGAUACUUGAGGCCCUGCCUUUGGAAGAGUUUGCAGCAGUUAAGGAUGUGUUUUAUUAAUACAGUGUCUAAAAUAUGUUUUCCGUAAACACUGCUGGUAAUUCUCUGAAAUGAACUCUUUGCAUUGAGUUAAAGGUGAAAUAUGUUAAAUGUACUUUACAGCCACUGGCUAACUUUUUUCCUUAUUUUUCCCUUCUGAUAAGAGUGGGAUUAAUCUUAAUGUUGAGUCUGAACUUUAUCCACUGUCUUAACUGCUCAAAAAUUCUGCCGAUUAUUGUACAUUAAGACAAUUCAAAUAAAACCCAGCUUUUGGCUAUA